This is a messenger RNA of Schistosoma turkestanicum, 1070 nucleotides long. The record is from the annotation of a GenBank genome assembly. NCBI's taxonomy places the organism in Eukaryota, Metazoa, Platyhelminthes, Trematoda, Strigeidida, Schistosomatidae.
UCGAAGUAUUGGAUUUUAGACAAAGCUGUAGUCUCGUUCAAAUUUGUACGUAACUGUAAGCUUGUUGCUGCUGCUACUUUCAUCGGACAUAUUUGGCUUCAAUUAUUCAUAUCCUUAAUAUUUUACAUUGUCUUUCACAUAGAAUAAAUUCACAGUCAUCUCAAUUUUUGGCGAGUAGCAGUCAUAUUACUCUUCGGCAAUCAGACUCAAUGUGUAGCAGUAGAAUUGUAGUCCCUGGUGACAUUAUAUCCCCCUUAGAUGUCACUAAAAAAAGUGGGCCAUCAACAUACUGUUGCUCAGGAAAUAUAUUGUCAAGUGCCUUUGGAUAUGUCAAAGAAGAAUCACAUGCGGACGGAUCAAAAACAUUUUCGGUUUCACCGUUAAAAGCUGCUGGCGUAGUUCCUUAUACUGGUUCAAUUGUUUUGGCCAAAGUUUCUAGUAUUACACGACGAUUUAUUCGCUGUGAUAUCGUCUCAAUUGGAGAAGCUUACCUUGCCGGACCAUUCAAAGGUCUCAUUAGACGUGAGGAUAUUCGUGCCACACAGCGCGAUCAAGCGGAACCGGGCUGCUGCUUUAGACCAGGAGAUAUUGUACGAGCUCGUGUUAUCAAUCUCUUGGGUCCUGGAGCGUGUACAAACAGUGCUUCAUUUAUGUCUAGCACUUCAUCACAGACACUAUCCACUUUGUUAACUACACAGGCUAUAUCUUGUUCAGUGGCGGCCACCAACGAUGCAAAUAUAAGUGGUUCCAACUCCAUUUGUCUUCUAUCUACUGCAGAGCCUGAUUUAGGCGUAGUUCUUGGUCUUGGAAGGUCUCCUGAAAACAGCUUCCUCGAACUUUUUGGCAGCACAAGCGGUUCUCCCCUUGUUCCUGUUGGAUGGACGGAAAUGCUAUGUCCUCAUACACUUACUCGGUACCCUCGAAAAGUUGCCCGUGUGCCAGAUGAACUUAUUACUCAGUUGAUUUGUGCUCAGCUCGAAUAAAUUGUUGUAUAUAGAAUUUGUUCUGCCUACAUGAAUAAUUUUGCUUGGUAGUUUUUAAAUUAUAUGGUUAUAUUACAGCUCUAAAAC